Sinocyclocheilus rhinocerous is the source of this 736-nucleotide messenger RNA. RefSeq names its product B-cell antigen receptor complex-associated protein beta chain-like. The coding region runs from base 51 to 677 and encodes 208 amino acids. The record is from RefSeq and is a predicted model, not a curated record. Gene Ontology annotation, biological process: B cell receptor signaling pathway; B cell differentiation. The transcript has 5 exons. NCBI's taxonomy places the organism in Eukaryota, Metazoa, Chordata, Actinopteri, Cypriniformes, Cyprinidae. Gene Ontology annotation, cellular component: B cell receptor complex; external side of plasma membrane.
CUUCUGUUCUGUCUAUGUGACCUACACUGACUUUUUCAGGAUCAAGAAUCAUGCAUUACUUCCUGCUGGGAUCUUCAGUCAUGGCGCUGAUUUACCUCUCAGCUGAAGGAAAUACCCACGUGUUCCAGAAGCCACGAUUUGUUGGUGUGAAGACAGGUCAGACUGUAAAAAUAUACUGUGUGCCGUCGAAUCUGUCUUUGCCGGCUCAUGUAGAGUGGUUCAAAGGCCAGUCUUACAAAGACCAACUCAAGAACAGCCAAAAAAUAACGAUAACGGAGAAGAGUGAUAAAUUAAAUGCCGCCAUUACCAUAAAGAAAGUGGAGAUUGAGGACAGAGGCACUUACUUUUGCAAGCUGAACGGCAUGCUUGGACCGGGAACUGAGCUACAAGUGAGCAGAUACAGUGAACCCCAGGCUAUCUUUAUGAGAUCGAGAGUCAAGGAUGUUAUCAUUUUCCUUCAGGCUCUACUGUUGAUUUUGUGCAUUGUCGUUCCUCUGGUUCAGAUUUACAAACUGGAGAAUAAAGAAGAUGCAAUUUAUGAAGAACCUGAGGAUGCGCACAUAUAUGCGGGGUUGGAGAUUGAGCAGUGUGGCGGUGCGGAUCUGUAUGAGGACAUCACUGCUUUAGCCCGGGAAACAGAUGCAGCAUGGGAAGUCGAGUCCCCAGACCAAGAGUGAGAAAAACACAUCCAUCGGAUACUGAUCACCAGAAACAAAUGUCAGUGAUUACAUCCAAU